Pteronotus mesoamericanus is the source of this 1239-nucleotide messenger RNA. Its product is annotated as alpha-1,3-mannosyl-glycoprotein 4-beta-N-acetylglucosaminyltransferase-like protein MGAT4E. The record is from RefSeq and is a predicted model, not a curated record. The transcript is spliced from 2 exons. The coding region runs from base 1 to 1239 and encodes 412 amino acids. Gene Ontology annotation, molecular function: acetylglucosaminyltransferase activity. NCBI's taxonomy places the organism in Eukaryota, Metazoa, Chordata, Mammalia, Chiroptera, Mormoopidae. Gene Ontology annotation, biological process: protein N-linked glycosylation.
AUGCCCCAGGGCAGGGACGGCAGAAGGAGGGACCCGAGGCCAGAAGACUGGCAGGCUCUCACCACCAAGUACAUGAAAACGGUGCAGCGGAGGAGGAAGACGUGGCUGACGGUGGGCAUUUCCUCGGUGCCGGGGCCGGAUCGGAGGGCCCUCUUGUACACGCUGGUCUCCCUGUUCCGAGCCUCCGCCAGGGCGGAGCAGAAGCGGGUGACGGUGCUGGUGCACCUGGCUGACUCCGACCGCGCGUGGCUCCAGGAGACCGUCGCCCGGAUUUCGAGCCUCUUCAGGUCGCAGAUCUUGGCGGGGCAGCUGCUGCUGAUCCACGCCCCACCGGACGCCUACUCUGCGGACAGGGCCUGGAGCGGGGACGCGCUCUCCCGGCAGAACGUGGCCCACGCCUUCCUCCUGAGCUUCGCCACGAGGCUCUCUCACUACUUCCUGCUGCUGGAGGACAAUGCCGUGUGCGCCCCCGGCUUCGUCACCCGCCUCCGUGAGAAGGUGGGCCGCACGGGCCCGGCCCCGUGGGCGCUGCUGGAGUUCUCGAACCUGGGCUUUCUGGGCAAGCUGCUCCGCAGCAGGGACCUCCCGCUGCUGGCCCACUUCCUCCUGCUCUUCCCCGAGGAGAAGCCCCUCGACAGGCUGCUCCCGCACUUCCGCGCCCUCCUGGCCCAGGACCACGCCAUCCUGUGCAGGCCUUUCCUCUUCUUCCGCCGGGGCUCCUACUACAGAGCCAACGGCGGCCACGGCCACGCGGUGAGAGCCGCGCCGAGCAGGGCGCCAUCCGGCCCCCACAACCCGCCCGCCGCCGUCUUCACGGACAUGGAGGUUCUGGGCGUUCACUUCCCCUGGCAGGCCUACACCCUGGACGAGUCCUUUUUCUGGACCCGCAACGUCAGCGCGGGCAGCCACCUGACUGUCCUGCUGAACCGCCCGGCCAACCUGAGCCGGGUGCAGGUGCUGACGGGCACCAUCGUGGACGGCACGUACGCCCUGGGGAGCGGGCGGGUGGAGCUGGGCUACGAGCCCGAGGGCACCCCCCAGCACUGCACCAGCUUCGCCACCCUCGGCCGCUUCCUGGAGGGGCAGCUGGACCAGGAGGUGCCUCGGAAAGGCCUGGGGCUGGGGGUGAGCUGCGUGAGGCUGCUGGUGAGCGCCCGCCAGGCCGGCGGGCUCCUGGUCAGGCACAUUUACCUCUGGGAGGAACGCGCUGGCCUGCGCAGGGAGGCCGCUCGCCGUUGA